AUGUUUAUAAAAAAUUAUCUUUCUUCAUCAGUAUCUGAUAUAGAUCAUCUUGCUUCGAAGAUGGAGGCAUCUGCCAAUGACAUCAAAGCACAAGGUUCUGCCUUUAAUAUGCUAUGUACGAGCUUAAUGGACUUAGUUAAUAAAGAAUGCCAAAAUUAUUCAGAAUAUUUUGGAAGAAUUGUAACAAAUUUCAAUGCUAUUACUAAUGCUUAUUACAAAUGCGCAGAUUUGCACCUCAGAGCUGCAGAUGAUCUUAAAGAUAUUUCAACAAGAAGAGCUGUCGUUCAAAGAAUGGAAAAAGAUAUUGAUACAACGAGAAAGAAACUUGACGCAGUCGUUGUUAAGCAAACAUCAUUAGAAGCUAUAAAUCCUUUAACUCCAUCACAAAUGAAUCAAUUACAAGAAGCUAAAACAAUGAAAGUUGAAUUGGCAACACAACUUAAGGGAUUAUUAGUUGCAUUCCAAGAAUAUAAACCGAAAUUUGACAAAUUUGUUUUCAACAGAGUUAAAUCAGCUUAUGAGCAUUACGGUCAAGGCCUUGAAAUCAAAGGAUCACUUGAGCUAUCUAUGUACAACUCUGUAAUGAUUUUAUUCCGCUCGAUUCGUGAUCAUGCAAAGAAUCCACAGCAAAUUAUCUCAUCGUACAAACCGCAAGGUGUUCAACCAGAUAUAGUUGUUAAAGAUACUCCAAAUCCUGCUCCACAAGAAGAAGCUCCUAAAAAGAAGAAAGCACCAGCAAAAAAGAAACCAAGACCAAAGAAUUCUGGAGAACCAGGUGAAAUCGAAAUCAAAGGAUUUAUGUAUGAUGGAAAAAUGGACGAAGAAGAGAAGCAACAAAAUAAUCAUCCAAAUGAAGGCGAAAAAACAGAAAAUAAGGAUCUGUUUACAUUCGAUGACGAAGAUAAGGAAUUCAACGUUUCCUAUCAAGUUAAAAAACAAGAGCCUGAACCUUUUAAUCCAGAGAUCGAUGAAUCAAAAUUGGAUGUCAACGAAAUUGCCAAAGAACUUAAUUUAGAAUAA
Molecule: messenger RNA, 1020 nt
Organism: Trichomonas vaginalis G3
Lineage: Eukaryota; Parabasalia; Trichomonadida; Trichomonadidae
Exons: 1
Coding region: 1-1020 (339 amino acids)
Source: RefSeq, a predicted model, not a curated record